Molecule: messenger RNA, 7288 nt
Organism: Lagopus muta (rock ptarmigan)
Lineage: Eukaryota; Metazoa; Chordata; Aves; Galliformes; Phasianidae
Gene: ARID5B
Product: AT-rich interaction domain 5B
Exons: 10
Coding region: 82-3636 (1184 amino acids)
Biological process (GO): regulation of transcription by RNA polymerase II
Cellular component (GO): nucleus
Molecular function (GO): transcription cis-regulatory region binding
Source: RefSeq, a predicted model, not a curated record
UUCGCCCUGCCAGGACCUGCCGGGCUCCAUUCACGCCAACAAGUUUGGGAGAAUGUUGAGUUCAAUCGCGCCGGAGCCGCGAUGGAGCGCAGCGCACUGCAGUGGGUCGGCGCCCCGUGCGGCUCGCACGGCCCCUACGUCUUCUACCGGGCGUUCCGCUUCCAGCGCCGCGGCGGCGGCCGGGCGCGGGUCCUCUCCCUCGGCGACUUCUUCUUCGUGCGGUGCCGCGCGGAGGAGCCCGCCUGCAUCGCGGAGCUGCAGCUGCUCUGGGAGGAGCGCACCAGCCGGCAACUUCUCUCCAGCGCCAAACUUUACUUUCUCCCCGAGGACACCCCGCAGGGCCGGACCAGUGACCACGGCGAGGAUGAAGUUAUUGCUGUUUCAGAGAAAGUCACUGUGAAGCUUGAAGACUUGGCAAAAUGGGCCCAGUCCGAUUUCUCCAAGUGGAAGUGUGGUUUCCGGGCUGAGCCGGUGAAGCCGAUGGAUGUGGGAAAGAAUGGGCAGAAGGAGGCCUUGAUGAGAUACAGACAAUCCACACUCAAUAGCGGCUUGAACUUCAAAGACAUCCUGAAGGAGAAGGCUGACCUUGGUGAGGAUGAUGAAGAUUCAAACCUGCUAAUUCUCAGCUACCCACAGUACUGUCGCUAUCGUUCCAUGUUAAAGCGCAUUCAGGACAAGCCUUCUUCAAUACUAACAGACCAGUUCGUUUUAGCCCUGGGUGGCAUUGCAGUAACAAGCAAGAACCCCCAAAUCUUCUACUGUCGGGAUACAUUUGAUCAUCCAACCCUUAUAGAAAAUGAAAGUAUAUGUGAUGAGUUUGCACCAAAUCUUAAAGGCAGACCACGCAAAAAGAAGCCUUGCCCACAGAGAAGAGAUUCAUUAAAUGGCAUUAAGGAUUCCAACAAUAAUUCUGAAAGCAAAGCUGUUGCCAAGGUAAAAUGUGAGGCUAAGGCAGCUUUGCCCAAACCCAAGAGUAACAACAGCAACUGUAAAAAAGGCUCAAGUGAGGAUAAAUCAAAGAUUGCCGUAGGUGAAGAAUGCAGAGCUGAUGAGCAGGCUUUCCUUGUGGCACUUUAUAAAUAUAUGAAAGAAAGGAAAACACCAAUUGAACGAAUACCCUAUUUAGGUUUUAAGCAGAUUAACCUUUGGACUAUGUUUCAAGCUGCUCAAAAACUGGGAGGAUAUGAAACAAUAACAGCCCGUCGACAAUGGAAACAUAUUUAUGAUGAAUUAGGUGGUAACCCUGGAAGCACAAGUGCUGCUACAUGUACUCGCAGACAUUAUGAAAGAUUAAUCCUGCCGUAUGAAAGAUUUAUUAAAGGAGAGGAAGAUAAGCCACUGCCUCCAGUGAAACCUCGAAAACAGGAUAACAGUUCCCAGGAGGGUGAUGCGAAAACAAAAGUGUCUGGAACAAAACGCAUCAAAAAUGAAAACCAAAAGAGCAAGAAGGAGAAAGAUAAUGCACAGAAACCCCAAGAUGCAUCUGAGGUUUCAUCAGAACAAGAGAAGGAUCAAGAAUCAGCAGACCAGAAAAAUUUCGCAGAACAUCCUACAGUAGGAGAGACAAAACAACCCAGUCAAGGCCCUCCACCUCUUUUGCCAGAGGCAGCUCGGCCACUGCCUAUGGAAAAGACAGACAUGACAGAAAACAGCUCAAGCAGUGAGAAAGCCAAGGAGGAAGUUCCUCAUUCGUCGUCUUUCUCAAGUAUAUCCGUGCCCCCGGAUGAAGAUACCAUGCUGGAUGCCACUGUCACAAAACGACUGCACUCCUCAGCAGAUACUCUGGAAGACACAAAGCCAGAACGAAGGAUACAUAAAGCUUUUACUGAGAGUUUAGAAAACGAACCUCCAGAAAUGCCCUUCUCAACUUUUCCAGUCCAGCUGCCCACUCAAAGUGAUAUGGAAGAUGAUAAAUUGCCAGAGAUGGCUGAUUACAUUGCAAACUGCACAGUGAAAGUAGAUCAGCUGGGAAACGAAGAUAUCCACAAUGCACUGAAGCAAGCACCCAAAGUACUGGUGGUCCAGAACUUUGACAUGUUCAAGGAGAAAGAGCUGCCUGGGUCCAUGAGCGACGACUCCUCUUUCGGUUACACACCACUGCUCUACUCAAAGGGUAAUCCAGGCAUUAUGUCGCCCCUGGCAAAGAAAAAGCUGCUGUCGCAGGUCAGUGGGGCAACCUUAUCAUGUAGCUAUCCUUACGGUUCUCCUCCACCUUUGAUUAGCAAAAAGAAGUUGAACAGCAGAGAUGAACUGUCAUCAAGCCUAUCACAAGGUCCCCACGUCCCUAAUUCUGAUCCCGUAGCAAUUAAUAGGCCAUCGGUCAUACAACACGUGCAGAGUUUUAAAUCCAAGGAAGAAAGGAAAUCAAUUAAUGAUGUUUUUAAACAUGACAUGCUAAGUAAAGUGGAUCCUCAGCGCUGUGAUUUUUCACAACAUCACCUCAGUUCUCUUGCUGAGUCGUACGUACCGAAGACAGAUAUCCAGGACUGCAAAGAUAAAAUGAAUGAGAAAAGGGCACUGCAGCACUCCCGUGUGCCCACUUUCUUGGCAGAUUUUUAUUCAUCACCUCAUCUGCACAACCUUUAUAGGCACACGGAGCACCACCUUAAUAAUGAACAGACAUCAAAGUACCUCCCCCGGGACAUGUUCAGAGAGUCUGAAAAUAUUUCUACUUUUACUCAACACAAACACCAAGAAAAACUAAAUUUAAAUUAUCACCCAUCUUUGCAUCAGCAAGAAAAAAAGGCGGCAGUGGAAGCCUCUUCAGAUGAUCAGCCAACAGAUUUGAGUCUUCCAAAGAGCAUACACAAACAGACUGCAAAGGCUCCUGGCUCCAGUCUCUCUCAUUCAUCUGUGGCCCAGCAAGAAGGCAAAGGUAUCUCGCUGUUCCAGGCUGCGAGCAGCCAGGCUGUGAGCCUAGACUGUAACCCCAAAGCUUGCCGCGUGUCCCCCAUGGCCAUGACUGCCCCUAAAAAACACAGCGAGUUACUCCACAGGUCUGGGAAGCAGGCACAGAGACUGGAGAACCUGAGGAAGAUGGAGGGGAUGGUGCAUCCUAUCAUUGGCCGCAGAAUGAGCCCUCAAAACAUCGGAGCUGCUCGGCCUUUGAAGCGAGGCCUGGAGGAAUUGGACAAAGUCAUUUCGGAAAAAAAAGUCCGAGCUGUCUCUCCUCUGCACUUACCAAAGGAGACCUCAGUGAAAGAAAAGGUUCCCGAUGUGGAGGGGGAAGGCAGCAAGUCGCUGCACAGCCUGCAUUCAGGCAGCGUUCUGGAGAGCCACAAAUUUCCCCUCUCAGCCCCAAUCUUCCCAGGCUUGUAUCCAGGAGCCCUGUGCACAGGGCUGAACAAUCGCCUCCCGCCUGGGUAUUCCCAUCCUUUACAGUACUUGAAAAAUCAGACCGUGCUCUCCCCACUAAUGCAACCUUUGGCUCUCCAUUCCCUCAUGGUGCAGAGACAAUUCCUCACAUCCCCUGCAAAUUCUCAGCAACUGUAUAGACACUUAGCUGCAGCAACACCUGUAGGAAGCUCGUACGGUGACCUUUUGCAUAACAGCAUUUAUCCAUUAGCUGCUAUAAACCCUCAAGCUGCAUUCCCACCUUCCCAGCUGUCCUCCGUACAUCCCAGCACAAAACUGUAAAUCCCCUCACUCACAAAAAAAAAGUCUGAGGAGAACAGUUCAGUUAGCGACAUUCCUCCCGCUGUGAUGAUAUCUCGCAGAUCUGUAUUGCUGUAAGCCAGGAUGCCGUCAUAUCCCACGUGGCGGAAAGCUUUGGAUUGUGAUCGAGACAGGACAACUUCUUUAAUUCUGGCUCCGCGCCAGCCCCCUCUCCCCUCACCCCUGCCCUGGCAAAACAACAACAACACACACGCUCAAAAAUUCUUUGGAUUUUGCAUAUGUGUUUUCUGAAAGUACUUGUGUAUGGUAAGAGCAGAUGUUCAAAGGGAGCCGUGGAAAUGCAGGCCCAGUCCUGAGCUCACUGAAAUGAGAGGCGACGUUUGCAUUUGCUUUUCAUUGAGCCGAGGACCAGAGGUCGAGUGUUGCUGCAAAUGAGUCGAGGACUCGACAUGAACUUGGCGAGGAGAAGAAGGCCGAGAACCCACACGAUCGGUGGAUGUGCUGUUUUGGGUAACUUUUCCUGACUUUUAAAGAUUCAAUCAAUGCAAUGUAUAGUAAAACGGCAAUAGAUUUUUCAUUUUAACACUAUUAGAACAGAAGGGUAAACACUGAUUAAUUUGACUGUACAUAUCCACUUCGUAAACUACCAAUGUCACAUUUGGUCACAAUAAUUUAUAUAGUUUUGUUUGUCCGAUAUAUUCUGUACUCUAUGUUUGUUUCUUGUUUUGUUUCUUGUUUUUUUCUUUUUUGUUUUCUUUUCUUGAUUAUUUUUUUAAAUUAAACAAUAUCAUUUUACCUGCAACUUUUUUAAAAGGCUGUGGCUGUCCUAAUUUUUUUAUGUUUGUAAUUUUUCCAGCUUCUUCAUACUUCUGAGCAGUGUUUUUGUUUCAUUUUUGUGGUAAUGUUUACUGUUUACAAACUGAAGCAACUGGUUCAGAUUCAUCUUAAUGGAUAUAAACGUACUAUAGGUAACAUUAUGGUGCAAGGGUGCAAACAAGGUUCCUUUCCCUAUGGUCCGACCCUGCAGGUGCUGAGCACUUCCCACUCUCCUCAUGCUGUUGUGGUGGCUCGUGCUGCUUUUCCCUCCCGCUGAGCUUUGCUUUCCCAUAUUGUGGUCCGUGAAUUUGUCAAUAAGUCGCACUUAGCUUACCUAGGCUGUGAAACCCUCCUGUGUACCAGAGAACCAAUCUGGAAAACUAAACCUCACUGACACAAAAUGGCGGAUGGCAGAGGAGUCCAGAAGACAGAUCUAUGAUUUGCAAGAAUGGCAAGAAUUUUAGCAAUUAGGACAGGAGUUUGUGCUGGUUUGAACUGGGGGUGUGCAGGUCCUGUGCCACGGGUGGGGUUUGCUGGGAUGGGUAGGGGUCAUGCAGCGAUGAGCCCUGCCACUGGGCACAGCUGGCACCAGAGGUGGCAAAGGAGCCAAGUGUCUGUUGGGAUGGUCCUGGCACCCCUAUGGGGACCACGUCCCUCCCUGGGCAUCUGCCAGAGAGUGAGAGCUGGGCACAGGCUGGGUUUGGUAAUGAAAGAUAUCCUGCGGCUGCAUGUUCACACUGAAGGACGUCACCACCAUGCAGCUGAGUGUAGACAUUGAUAGAGGAGUGUGGCUUAGAGGCUUUUUACAAUGUGAAAAUUGGUUGCGAUUCAGACCAUCUCAGUUUACUGUUCAGAGACAACAUAAUUGAUGUGAAAACAAACAUGGAAACUACUAAGAAACACUUUGCAUGCUAGGCAUGUCAUUAAAUUUUCCCAUGAUACAAAGCCAAAUACAAUAUAUAAUGUAUCAUAGUUAAUAUCCAAAGGUGGAAACCGGAAUAAUAUACUCGUCUACUGUUAAAGAUCCAGCUUCUUCAAUUCAGUACUUUAUAUUCCUGUGGUAAAACUAUAUUUAAUUGAUCAAUAAACAGACUAGUAGAACUUAGAACAUGGAUGUGCCACUGCAGAGCAUCCUGCUGCUCCACGGAUCUUACAGGAACAGAACCGCAGGCUCAGCUGGGCAGAGGCCAUAAUGUCGAGGACAUCUCUAGUAAAGUUGCACUAGGUCUGAAUUGUGAGAAUCAGGGGUUUGGGGAUGGGUGGGAGGAAGGAGGGCGGGGGGACGAGGAGAGAAUAUGAGAAUCUACAGCAAACACAAAUAGGAGUGUGUUUGGUAAAGCAAGCAUUUCUCUUUCUUGUUUUGGUUAAAUCUGUGUCCUGAGUUUGUGCAUUUGUUUAUGCAGUGUCCACUUUCUCUUUGGUUACAUCAUGUUGGAGUUUGGUCGUAGCCUUCGUGAAGCAGAGCAAAUGCGGAGCAGGGCUGGGGAGGAGAGUGGGGAGGGAGGGCCUUCCCUCCCCUGGGAGGAGACCAGCCCAGACCCCUCCUGCCAGGGAGGCUUGUGUGUGCUGGGUGAGACAUUGGGACAAAUGAGAAGAAAUGGUAGCGUAAGGCCCCAGCAGAAGGGGUGCGUUGUUUGUUUAAGAACUCUUAAGAUAAAUCUUGGAAGUCUUUCAAAAGGCUAUUGAAUUCUCCAUUGGCUGAAAGACUUUUUUUUUUAAUGUCUUAAAUGGGAAUUUGUUUGCAUUGUUUGAGUUCAAGGGGCCUUAUUAUUGAAUGAAAUUGCACAAGCCUCUCUUUGUGCAAUCAAACCAUUGUUACUGAUAGGUUUGUAAAGGAAACUGUGGAAUCUAAUUGGCAAUAGAGUCAUAAACCUAUUUACCAAGAACCAGUUCCAAGAAAUGUUGCAAGCCGAACGCUCUAUGUCCAGCAUUCAUUAGGGAUGCUAAAGGUUGUGAGAUGAUGAGGUAACGGCCCAGCAGCUGCAGCUCACGUGUGCCUUCUGGCUGCAGGCUGGGCCUGCCUUCACCAAGCGGAUCCACAGUAGCACCUGGCUGUCAGUACAGCACACUCCAAGCAGAGGAGUAGGUGAGUGAGUGAGGACAUUUUGCAAGUUGGCCUUGCUGCAUGAGCCAUUUCCCUGGCAUGUCAGGGCCUGGGAAGUCGCCUGUUGCAGCUUGGGACAAGCUGGCUUGGCAGCACGUGGUGGCAGCGGGCGAGGGCUGUGCCUCCUAUGCUGCUGUGCUCCCAGGGCUGCCAAGAUGCUCCUUCCCACGCUGUCCUCCUGUGCAGUGCUCACCCAGUCGUCAUGAUUUUAGUGAGAAACAGGAAUUCCUGCCAUGGCGCAAGGCCUGCAACGUGAGAACUGUUACAUGAGCACUUAACAGUGGUGUUUGCUGUAAAUGUGGUGGAUACUUCACUUGUUCUCUUCCUCUUCCCGCCCUCCUCCCCUGGACCCAUAGUUUUAAAUAUGUUCUAAUAAUGGCAGCAUACUCUACUAGCUGUUUAUACUUUUUUAACUUUCUUUUGUUGUAAAUAUUGUAUACUUUUUGUGAUUCAAGUUAUGUAGCCUAUAUGCUCUGUAAGGUGAUGAUUUGUAUAUAUAAAAAUGGCCCAGUAAUAUUAUAUAGUUUCCCAUUUAAAAGGUUAUUGAGUAACCUUUGUGUUAGUUUAAACACUACCAGAAAUAAAGCUGAGCCAACUAUAAACACUCAAUUUUUGUAUGUUUUCCAAAUUGUACUUAUUAAUGCUUUUGAUACUGUAUUAUGUGCCAAUAGUUUCCCAAUCACAUAGCAGGCAAAAGAUAUUUUGUACUUUUUGAUCCACUGUAAUAUUUAAUAAAAAAUGUUACUAUCUGUU